This is a messenger RNA of Saccharomyces kudriavzevii IFO 1802, 534 nucleotides long. It is a transcript of the gene LSM4, whose product is annotated as U6 snRNA complex subunit LSM4. The transcript has a single exon. Gene Ontology annotation, molecular function: U6 snRNA binding. Lineage: Eukaryota; Fungi; Ascomycota; Saccharomycetes; Saccharomycetales; Saccharomycetaceae. Gene Ontology annotation, biological process: P-body assembly; nuclear-transcribed mRNA catabolic process; mRNA splicing, via spliceosome. Gene Ontology annotation, cellular component: P-body; spliceosomal tri-snRNP complex; U6 snRNP. The record is from RefSeq and is a predicted model, not a curated record. Bases 1 to 534 code for a protein of 177 amino acids.
AUGCUUCCUUUAUACCUUUUGACAAAUGCGAAGGGACAACAGAUGCAAAUAGAGUUGAAGAAUGGUGAGAUCAUACAGGGCACAUUGACAAAUGUGGACAACUGGAUGAAUUUGACCCUAUCGAAUGUAACCGAAUAUAGCGAAGAAAAUGGAAUUGAUUCCGAAAACAAUGCUGACAAGAGUAAGGCUAUAAAACUGAAUGAAAUUUAUGUAAGAGGGACUUUCAUCAAAUUUAUCAAAUUGCAGGAUAACAUAAUUGAUAAAGUUAAGCAGCAAAUAAAUUCCAAUAAUAGCUCGAACAACAGCGGGCCCGGCCAUAAAAGAUUUUAUAACAGCAGAGAUUCAAACAACAACAAUAAAAAUAAUUACAACAGAAGAAGUAAUAACGGCAAUAACGGUAACCGCCGUCCCUACUCUCAGAAUCGCCAGUUCAACAACAAUAACAGUAAUAAUAACCAACAGAUGAACAGUGGUCUAGGUGGGUCUGUACAACACCAUUUUAAUGCCUCUUCUCCACAAAACGUCGAAUUUUAA